CAUUUUCCAAAAGCAUUGGAGGUAAGGUGUAAAUUGUCUGUUCGACAUUGUACGAGUCAGGAAGGGCAGAUUUACUAUUGCUCAGCAAGGGUCAGAGCACGUUGUUUGAACUUGGAACCCCACGAGUAGGAAUGUCUAGUCUGGCAGCUGCAAGUUGCGAGUCCAGCGGAGCGGCAGCGGGAGACGCUCAAGAGAAGAAACCUCUUAAGCCUUGCUGUGCUUGUCCGGAAACCAAGAAGGCCAGGGAUGCCUGUAUUAUAGAAAGAGGAGAAGACAGUUGCAAAGACCUGAUUGAGGCUCACAAAGACUGUAUGAGAGCACUGGGGUUCAAGGUGUGAUUACUGCAUUGGAAAUGGAGUGAAAGUGUGUGUUUUGUGCUCUUACUGCCUGGCUUGCAGCAAGGGGGGGGUGCUUUUGGUGAAACUAUUUAUUUUGUCAAGGAUAAGAAGAGGUUUUGUCAAAGAAAAAAUAUGAUACAAAAUCAGAAUGUGCUUUAUUUUCAAGUCAUUAUUGACAAUUAAAAAAAUGUUUUAAUAAAUAUGUAUAUGUACCAA
Messenger RNA from Polypterus senegalus (gray bichir), 554 nucleotides. RefSeq names its product cytochrome c oxidase copper chaperone. Bases 132 to 338 code for a protein of 68 amino acids. The record is from RefSeq and is a predicted model, not a curated record. The transcript has 4 exons. Gene Ontology annotation, cellular component: mitochondrial intermembrane space. Gene Ontology annotation, molecular function: copper chaperone activity; copper ion binding. NCBI's taxonomy places the organism in Eukaryota, Metazoa, Chordata, Cladistia, Polypteriformes, Polypteridae. Gene Ontology annotation, biological process: mitochondrial respiratory chain complex IV assembly.